GUUGCAUCAAGUGAAUUUCGAUGCUCCCACUUGCGAAGGCAAGCAUCGGGAAAAGCUCUCCUUGAUAGGGGACUUCUCCUCUUCGGCGGAGUUCUUCGUCACCAUCGCAGUCUUCGCCUUCCUUUACUCGCUGGCUGCCACCGUGGUUUAUAUCUUCUUCCAGAACAAGUACCGUGAGAACAACAGAGGACCUCUGAUUGAUUUCAUUGUGACAGUGGUCUUCUCGUUCUUGUGGCUAGUGGGCUCAUCUGCUUGGGCUAAAGGACUGUCGGAUGUAAAGAUUGCAACCGACCCCGACGAAGUGCUACUACUGAUGUCUGCCUGCAAACAGCAGUCCAACAAGUGCUUGCCUGUUCGCAGCCCUGUUAUGUCAAGCCUCAACACUUCGGUUGUCUUUGGCUUCUUGAACUUUAUCCUCUGGGCAGGCAACAUUUGGUUUGUGUUUAAGGAGACGGGCUGGCAUUCCUCGGGCCAGCGGCACCCUCCGGACCCCAUGGAGAAGCAGUCCAGCAGCUACAACCAAGGUGGCUACAACCAAGACAGCUACGGGCCGGCCGGUGGCUACAACCAGCCGGGCUCCUAUGGCCAGGUGGGUGAAUACGGCCAGUCCCAGAGCUACGGCCAGAGCGGGCCAACCUCCUUCGCUAAUCAGAUUUAGGGUUCACACAGCACGAGUUCUUGCAUCCCUCACUUGUAGAGAGUUUAACAGGUCUCAAGUUUCAGUUGCACCAGGUUUUUAAGGGUUUUACAUAAAUUAAUACUACAACGUGGUGUUUAAUGUCGAUUGAAGACUUAAGCUUACCUCCUGAGACAGACGGGAGGUGGCCGGUGGGCUGGAGGUGGCCUUUUUUUACCCUGAGUAGCUGGAUACAGGGGACAUGCUCAUCGCAGGUGGUGACCUGGAGUCAGUGUUGUAGUAUGUACUGUAGAGAUAACUUUAUGGUAGUUUUGUAUGUGUUAAGAUGGUAGAAGCCUUUUGUAGCCUCAAGUCUGUAGUAUUUAAUAUGCAUAAUCUAAUUGAAUUUCCUUCUGCAUUUUGGUGAGAAACGAAAGUGGUUUACUAUUAUUUCUACGGAUUAUUCUGUGUACCCAUGCAUGUAACAUUGCACCCAAAUUUUCAAGAAAACUGCCUGUCUGUGGCUCUUCAGAGCAUUUGUUUUGGUUACACCUUUGCGUUUCAGAAGAUUUUACUAUUAUUUCAGUUAACCGAGUCAUCUGUAAUUUAGUGCAUGGAUAAGCAGUUUCAUACUACCAAAUGUCUGGACUGUGUAAAUGGAACUUCUCAACUUCUGCCACUGCAUUUUGUUAAAUGUACGUUUAAAAGGAGUAUGCAUCUUUUAUAUAUUUUGCAGAGUUGAAUAUAUGGCUUUCCCAAGUUCUGAAUGCUUUGUAACUAAACUGGUUUUCCUUGAAAUGGCAUUCAGUAGUAUAUAUGGUACCUGACCAAUGUUUAUUCCAUUUAACUCAGCUAAGUAUUCAUUCUAUAAAUCACUAUUUCUAUGGAUGUUUUGUGAAUCUUUUAACGUGAGCCGUGGAAAAUAAGGACCAAGUAACUGUGUUAUAUGUUUACAAAAGUAUUUAUUUAACUAAGAUAACAGAGGUGCAGAUAUCAGUAUACAAAUCCAUGUGAAAAUGCCCUGUUGCUUAAUAUAGCAAAUCACAAAACCCGCAUGUAUUGUUGUGACCUUACAAAGCAUAAAUAUUCCUUUAUACCUUCUUAUGAUAAAAAACCCUCACCUUUCCAUCCGUGCUGUUUCAUGAUAGUUAGAUCUCCCCCUGUUCUGUCGCUGCUCUGAGCGCUAGCUUGGUGCUACUGGAGAAUGUAACUGGAUUGACCAAAUAACCCAGGCUCAGAGGAACUCACCCUAAAAUAGCCAGAGCCAGACCUGUGUCCCGUUUGGAUUUCUUCCCGGGAAGUUCAGCCCUUCCUCACUACAGCAUAUGGGACACAUUGACACAAACGAAAGUCUGAAGCACAAUAUACUAAGUAAAACUGAUCAUCUGCAUUUCUAAAUCCAAGUGUAUCAGUAUAUAAUCUUAUUGUAUGAGCUGUAACGUUGGAAGCAUCUUAUCUUAAAACAGCUUAGUCUCUUCUAUGAUUGUUGUAACCAAUUUAUGGCUACUCGGUGGAUGAAUCUAUAUUGUGAUAUCUAUUUGACCCUAAUAAAGUUAUUGCAUACAAUG
Eurypyga helias (sunbittern) is the source of this 2184-nucleotide messenger RNA. RefSeq names its product synaptoporin (gene SYNPR). The transcript has 3 exons. Gene Ontology annotation, cellular component: synaptic vesicle; synaptic vesicle membrane. The record is from RefSeq and is a predicted model, not a curated record. NCBI's taxonomy places the organism in Eukaryota, Metazoa, Chordata, Aves, Eurypygiformes, Eurypygidae. The annotation marks the transcript as partial.